AUGGCAAAAUCAACUCGAUCAAAAGUAAAGCGCUCGUUCAGAGCAAAAAAACGCGAUGAAGGUGUAUACGCAGCAACUGAGGCUGCACGUCUGCAGAGACUCAAUUCAAAAUUGAUGGCGAAAAUUGAUCAUGGAGAUGAGGAAUUAGCAGAACCGGUGGAUGGUGAUACUGCGCAAGAUACCAUGGAACUCGACGAUUCCGCAAAAUCAUCAACUACAAAACCAUCGCGCGUCUCAACUCACGGUUCAAGGAACUCGCGAAGGGAGGAGUGGAGAAAGUCAAAAGGCAUGACGCCUGUACUGAAGUUGACGAGAAUGAACCGCCAGGGACUACCAGCAGCGCGGCGGAGGUCUGGGCGCCCGUCACGUCGGCGAUGA
Suillus plorans is the source of this 378-nucleotide messenger RNA. RefSeq lists its product as uncharacterized. Lineage: Eukaryota; Fungi; Basidiomycota; Agaricomycetes; Boletales; Suillaceae. Gene Ontology annotation, cellular component: preribosome, large subunit precursor. The coding region runs from base 1 to 378 and encodes 125 amino acids. The record is from RefSeq and is a predicted model, not a curated record. The transcript is spliced from 2 exons.